CUGCAGAAAAAUGGCAGUCGACUACUUUUUGCAUGAGAAGAUCUGGUUUGAGAAAUACAAGUAUGACGAUGCUGAGAGAAGAUACUACGAGCAGAUGAAUGGGCCAGUUAGCAGCUCUUCACACCAGCAGGAGAACGGAGCCAGCACGAUCCUACGCGACAUUGCCAGAGCCAGGGAGAAUAUCCAGAAAUCGCUGGCCGGAAGUGCAAGCACAACCUCUUCUGCGCCUGCUGGUGACCAAAAUGAACUCCUUUCCAGAAUUUCUCACCUGGAGGUAGAAAAUCAAAACCUUCACAGUGUUGUUGCAGACCUUCAGAUGGCCAUCUUCAAGUUGGAAAGCCGCCUGAAUGCUCUGGAAAAGUCAUCUACCUCCCACCAGCCCUCACCGGUUCCUCCAACCCAGAAAGUGGAACCAUUCAGUGUUCCCUCCAAGAAAGUGGAGCUCCCAUCUGCUUCACCGGCAAAGAAAGCCGAACCAGCUGCUGCAGAGGAAGAUGACGAUGAUGACAUUGACCUUUUUGGUAGUGAUGAUGAAGAGGAAGACCAAGAGGCUGCCAAAGUCCGGGAGGAGAGACUGCGUCAGUACGCAGAGAAGAAGGCCAAGAAACCGGGUCUUAUUGCCAAGUCUUCUAUCCUUUUGGAUGUGAAGCCAUGGGAUGAUGAGACUGACAUGGCGAAGAUGGAGGAGUGUGUCCGGUCCAUUCACAUGGAUGGGUUGGUGUGGGGAGCCUCCAAGCUGGUCCCAGUAGGCUAUGGCAUUAAGAAACUCCAAAUCCAGUGCGUAGUGGAGGAUGACAAAGUUGGGACAGACAUCCUGGAGGAGGAGAUCACCAAGUUCGAAGACUACGUGCAGAGCGUUGACAUUGCUGCUUUCAACAAGAUCUAGGAGCAAAACUGUAUCCCCUCUGAAACUUGUAACUAAUAAAGAUCCAAGAUUGGGAGCGCAGG
Molecule: messenger RNA, 948 nt
Organism: Pelecanus crispus (Dalmatian pelican)
Lineage: Eukaryota; Metazoa; Chordata; Aves; Pelecaniformes; Pelecanidae
Source: RefSeq, a predicted model, not a curated record